AGUUUCUUGAAUGUUAUAUUAUUUAUUUUAAAUAAUUCAUAAAAAAUCACUUCAUAUCAUUUUGGUUACAUCUCUAAAUGUUACUAGAGCCUUAAAGACUAUACAAUAUAUUAGAAUUAAUUGGUGGGGACUAGGGAUGCACCGAAAAUUCGGCCACCGAAAAUUAUCGGCCGAAAAUGGUUAAAAAGGCCCUUUUCGGCUUUCGGCCGAAAGGGUUUUAGCACCGAAAAAAUAUCACCGAAUGUCAGAACAGGCAACCUAACGUGUUGUUGUGAUGACGUAAUAAAGACGCGGCGACGCGGCGAGGCAGGGACCAUGCUCACGGCUGGCUCACAGCCAACAUAUCUGCCGCUUGGAGAUACUUCACAAUAUCAGAUAAAGAGGCGCGGAUUGCGAUUUGCAAAACGUGUUCAGCUGACAUUUCUCGAGGGGGUGUAACUUCAAAGACUUUCAGCACUUCGGGAUUACUCCAUCACUUGAAAUCUAAACACCCGGACCAAUAUACGGAGUAUGAUGAAAUCACCAGCGCACAGAGAAAAAAAAGUCCUUCCCAGCACCCCGACUCCUUCUGUGGCGGACCUUUUUGAAAAGAUUAAAAAGUUUCCCAGUGAUGGUCCUAAGGCAAAGGGCAUUACUCGGAAGUUAAUGGAAUGCAUCGCCAUGGACGAUCAACCGUUUUCUGUCGUACAGGACGUUGGAUUUCGUAGGCUUAUUGAGCAUAUUGAGCCACGUUAUUCCUUGCCUAGCAGACAACACUUAGCAGACGUGUGCUUACCUGAACUGUACAAUGUCGUUGCUAAUCACAUCCAUGAGCUCUUGGCUACAGAUAUUACAGCCAUCAGCUUCACGACAGACAUAUGGAGCUCAGACGUAAGCAUCACCAGUAUGCUCAGUCUAACUGCACAAUGGAUCGACAAGGAUUUUAAACUGCAAAAGAUUCUGCUGCAUUCGCAAGAGUUUAGGGGGUCUCAUACAGCACAAUCCAUCUCCUUGACAUUCGCCAAUAUGUUCGACACAUGGCAUAUCGACCGACCUAAAGUGCACGCAAUAGUCAGUGAUAACGCAAGAAAUAUGACUAAAGCUAUAGAAGAAUGCAAUCUGAGUGGAAUACGCUGCAUGGCCCACACUCUGCAAUUAGCUGUGAACGAGGGAGUGUUGGCUCAACGCAGCGUAAAAGAUCUGUUGGCCAUAAGCAGAAAGAUUGUUGGUCACUUCAAACAUUCUCAACUGGCCUAUUCUCGCAUUGAGCCAAUACAAGAUGAGCUUGGAGUAACAACGAAACGGUUCCAACAAGAUGUGAGUACACGGUGGAACAGUACUUAUUAUAUGCUGGAAAGCCUCUUUGCUCAAAAGCGAACCUUGGCUACAUACAGCGCAGAUCAUGAUCUCCCCGCAUCAUUCACUCCAAACCAGUGGAUCUUAAUGGAGAACAUUCUCUCCAUUCUUGCCCCAUUCGAACAGCUAACUAGAGAGAUUAGCUCAUCUGACGCAUCGGUGGCAGACGUCAUCCCUUUAAAUGCGGCUCUAAAGCGUCUUCUAAGGAAAGAGGUUGAAACGGACCGUGGAGUAAAAACUAUGAAAAGUACACUCUUGGAGUCUGUCAACACACGUUUUGCUGAUAUCUACUCUGAUCCCCUGUACUGUAUCGCGACUGUACUUGACCCGCGAUAUAAAGACAAUUAUUUUGAUGCGGGGAAAAAGCAAAGCGCACGAGACAUGAUCCAGGCUGUGUUGGAUAAGGAGAACCCACGAGAGGAGGCUGCUGCGCACAGCACAGGAGACGUGACGCAGACCACAGAAAAAAGGGCUCGUCUGUCUACAGCAGAGGAGGAGAGGGGGCAACCACCCUCGUUGUCUGAUAUGUUCAACGAGAUCAUGGAAGAGAAUACUACCCCAAAUAGGCUGGUGACAAGCUCAACCGCUCAACAGUUAGAUGAUUAUCUCUCAGAAGUACCCAUCCCCAGAAGCGAGAACCCUCUUGGAUACUGGAGAAACAAACAAGACCGCUUUCCUGACCUGGCCAAGGUGGCACGCAAGUAUUUGAGUGCUCCAUGCACAAGCACUGACAGCGAGAGACUGUUCAGCGCUGCCUCUCAUGUGCUUGAUGAGAAGAGGAACAGACUCAUGGCUGAUAAAGCAGAGAAGCUACUGUUCAUUAAAAAGAACCUCCCACGUUUCCUUAAUAAGUACACAAGGCUGGCUUAUCAUAGGCUUAUCAUAGGCUUUCAUUUGUAAAUACUAUAGUUACAUUCAUGUGGAUUUAUCCAGUUUGCACAUUUGUAUGCAUGCACUUAUAGGUGCAUUUGUUGUUGUUGUUGUUGUUGUUGUUGACACUAUUUUGUUGUAGGCCUACUGGCCUAGAUGUUUAUGCUGUUUUAAAGCCCCUUGGCUUUGUUCUGAAUGCACUUUGUUGUAGUUAUUAUCCUACAGAGAAAAUAAAUGUACAAAUGUUCAAAAGUGCUGAAUAAAUGUUUUAUGGACCCAUAAUAGUGAUUAUUAUUUAAGUUAUGCCAUAAGUUGCCAUAAUCAUGUCUAUUUCCAUAAUCAGGUAGCUGAACAACAUUGGUAAAAAAUGUAUACAUUAUAUAUAUAUAUUUCUAUUAAUCAUUUUCGGCCUUUCGGCAUUCGGUUUUCGGGCCAACUGUUUCCUAUUUUCGGUAUCGGUUUCGGCCAAGAAUUUCCCAUUCGGUGCACCCCUAGUGGGGACAGUGGAUCUUGCACACCUUUCGAUCAAGGCAGAAAUGCCCCCGGACAUAGCCUGCUUUCUAUCUCCAAUGUUAUUUUGGGAAAAUAGAAAAAUAAAAUAACAGCAGUUGAAUUUAUCCUGAAAAGUUUAGAACCCAACCCAAUUCUCUAGAGAAGCAUUGAUUAGUUUCCUACUUGUAACUGCACCCAUAAUUGGUGUUUUUUACAGCUUUCUGUUUGAUACAGUAUUCUGGAGUCCAUCCUAAACCCAACCUCUGUUCUGU
Messenger RNA from Gymnodraco acuticeps, 2969 nucleotides. RefSeq names its product zinc finger BED domain-containing protein 4-like. The record is from RefSeq and is a predicted model, not a curated record. Gene Ontology annotation, molecular function: protein dimerization activity. The coding region runs from base 511 to 2235 and encodes 574 amino acids. The transcript is spliced from 2 exons. Lineage: Eukaryota; Metazoa; Chordata; Actinopteri; Perciformes; Bathydraconidae.